Trifolium pratense (red clover) is the source of this 1381-nucleotide messenger RNA. RefSeq names its product putative cyclin-A3-1. Gene Ontology annotation, molecular function: cyclin-dependent protein serine/threonine kinase regulator activity. The record is from RefSeq and is a predicted model, not a curated record. NCBI's taxonomy places the organism in Eukaryota, Viridiplantae, Streptophyta, Magnoliopsida, Fabales, Fabaceae. The coding region runs from base 92 to 1150 and encodes 352 amino acids. Gene Ontology annotation, biological process: mitotic cell cycle phase transition; regulation of cyclin-dependent protein serine/threonine kinase activity. The transcript has 8 exons. Gene Ontology annotation, cellular component: nucleus; cytoplasm; cyclin-dependent protein kinase holoenzyme complex.
AUCCUUCUUCUUCAUUCACAGUUCUUAAUCCUUCAUCGUUCUCUUCUUGCACCAUCUUCAUCUUCAGAGCAAUACUUUACUUCAACCGGAGAUGGAGACUCGUGCUGCAAGGAAAAGGGCUAACUCAAACACUGAACCAAUUGUUCUGAACAACAAAAAACAAAGGGUUGUUUUGGGUGAACUUCCCAAUUUACCUGAUCUUAAUUGUUCUGAAGAAGUUCAAUUUUCCAAUGAAAAAUUUCAAUCUCGGAAGAGAGGUGUUUGUUUGUUUGAGAAUUUCAAAUUGGAUAAGAUGGUUUUCGGUAACAAAAAUACAAGAUUUGAUGAUGAACAGAUUGGUGAACCUUAUGCAUCUGACAUAUCCAAUUAUCUUCGUUCAAUGGAGAAAAAGAGAAGGCCAAUGGUUGGUUAUAUGGAGAAAGUUCAAAGAGGUGUUACUUCAAACAUGAGAGGAAUAUUGGUUGACUGGUUAGUUGAGGUUGCUGAUGAAUAUAAGCUUCUCCCUGAAACCCUUCAUCUCUCGGUUUCAUACAUCGACAGGUUCCUAUCGAUGAACAUUAUCAACAGAUCUAACCUUCAGUUGCUUGGUGUUUCAUCUAUGCUCAUAGCAUCAAAGUAUGAAGAAAUCUCCCCACCAAAAGCUGUAGAUUUCCGCCAAAUUACUGAUAACACCUAUCAGCUGAAACAGAUUAUUAAGAUGGAAGCUGACAUACUCAAGUCACUGAAUUUUGAAAUGGGCAAUCCUCAUGUUUACACAUUUCUGAAGGAGUUUAUUGGAUUUGCAACUGAGAAUCAAAAGACUUCAAAACUUCAAAUGGAAUAUCUGUGUAACUAUCUUGCUGAGCUAAGCUUGUUGGAAUAUGAAUGUAUAAGAUUCUUACCUUCUGUGGUGGCUGCAUCGGUUAUAUUUCUCGCUAGAUUUAUCAUCUGUCCUGAAGUAUAUCCUUGGACUUCAUCAUUGAGUGAUUGCUCGGGUUAUAAAUCGGAUGAACUGGAAGAAUGUGUUCAGAUUUUACAUGAUUUGUAUUUGUCAAGAAGGGCUGCAUCAUUGAAAGCUGUUAGGCAGAAAUACAAACAACAGAAGUUCAAAUCUGUGGCAAACUUGCCUGUAUGUCCAGAGGUACCAAACCAUUAUUUUGAAGAAGAGUGAAGUUGGUAUGAUAGUUCUAAAUGUUAGGUAGGGGUUAAGUGUUGUUUUGUAAUGAACUUAGUUAGUCUCAGCCAUUGGAUCUAUGUACAUAUGGUUGAAGGCCCUUUUUGAUCAAGUUGUUCUUAGGAUCAACUGUAAACAAAUACAUAAAAGUGUAAGAGACAUCAUAUAUUUGCAACAUACAAUGUAUUUUUGCUGUGAUGAAUUAAGAAUAUUAGACCUCAAUUGAAU